Molecule: messenger RNA, 453 nt
Organism: Hibiscus syriacus
Lineage: Eukaryota; Viridiplantae; Streptophyta; Magnoliopsida; Malvales; Malvaceae
Product: senescence-specific cysteine protease SAG12-like
Exons: 1
Coding region: 1-453 (150 amino acids)
Cellular component (GO): lysosome
Molecular function (GO): cysteine-type endopeptidase activity
Source: RefSeq, a predicted model, not a curated record
AUGGACGAUGCAUUUGAAUUUAUCAUUUCAAACAAAGGACUUACCACCGAAACCAAUUAUCCCUACGAAGGAGUUGAUGGAAGCUGCAACAAGAAAGAAUCAGCCAACCAUGCAGCCAAGAUCACCGGUUACGAGGAUGUACCUUCAAACAGUGAGUCAGCACUAUUAAAAGCCGUGGCCAAUCAGCCAGUUUCAGUUGCCAUUGAUGCCGGUGGGGCUGACUUCCAACACUACAAAAGUGGUGUCUUCACCGGCGAAUGCACCACCUACCUAGACCAUGGGGUUACAGCAGUUGGCUAUGGACAAGAUGAUGAUGGGACCAAAUAUUGGCUGGUGAAGAAUUCAUGGGGCACUAGCUGGGGUGAGGAUGGAUACAUCAGAAUGGAAAGGGGUAUUGAUGCCAAAGAAGGUCUCUGCGGUAUUGCAAUGGAAGCCUCUUAUCCAACUGCUUGA